AUGAAAUCAUUUUCAAUCCUCACAUCAAUUUUUCUCGUACUUAUUUCACCAAUAUUGAUUCACACAGCAGACAUAGACUUUAGUUAUACUGGAAAAACGGGACCAAUUUAUUGGGCUGAUUUAAAAGGAAGCAAUGAGAUCUGCCGCACUGGAAAACAACAAUCACCAAUUGAUAUCACUCAUGAAAAAUUCAAUACAUUUUCUAAACCUGAUAGUGUAACUUUUGAUGAUGCCAAGAACGUCGAAAUUGUAAAUGAUGGUCAUACUGUUCAAGUUUCUAACAAGGAACAAAUUUUGCCUGCUACAAUGAAGAUUGGAAAUGAAGAUUAUGAAUUGGCACAAUUUCAUUUUCACACUCCGUCCGAACAUCUUAUUAAUGAAGAAUAUUUUGAUGUUGAAGCUCAUUUUGUUUUUCAAACAAAAGCAGGAAACCUUUCAGUUAUCGGUGUCUUUUAUGAUGUCUCCGAUGAACAAAAUGACUUCUUGAAACCAAUUGUCGAUAAUCUUCCUCUUAAAAAAAACGAUAGUCAUUUAAUCGACUUUAUCAAACUCUCGAAGGUAUUGCAAGAUAUUGAUUAUAUGAACCAGACGUAUACAUAUCCCGGAAGUCUUACCACGCCUCCAUGCGGCGAAGGAGUCGUCUGGUGGGUCAAUACUAUCGUUCAGCCAAUCAGCUUAAGUCAAUACAGACAACUUCGUCACGUCAUGGGUUUUAAUUCACGUUUUACUCAAGAUAUAUACUUUUAA
Molecule: messenger RNA, 747 nt
Organism: Funneliformis mosseae
Lineage: Eukaryota; Fungi; Glomeromycota; Glomeromycetes; Glomerales; Glomeraceae
Source: the annotation of a GenBank genome assembly